CCGUGAGGGUGCUUGUUGUUCCCGCAGAGAGGCAAGAAGAUGGCGGCUGUGUCGAGCGGCGGUGCAGUUGGACCCGCAGCGGCCGGGAAUACGCACUCUACCCGACCUGCCCCCGCAGGCAUGGGUGCCCAGAUCCGACCACAGGCGCCCUCCGGGAUCAGCCACCCCGGUCGAGCAGCCGGCUGCAUCACCAGCCCCGGUCACCUCCCGGCUAGCAGCAGGCCCCCCCCUGCCCGAGUGGGCUACUACGAAAUCGAGCGGACCAUCGGCAAGGGGAACUUCGCCGUGGUUAAACUAGCGACACAUAUCAUCACCAAGGCGAAGGUGGCCAUCAAGAUAGUGGACAAGACUCAGCUGGACGAGGAGAACCUGAAGAAGAUCUUCAGAGAGGUGCAGAUCAUGAAGAUGCUGAGACACCCUCACAUCAUUCGGCUCUACCAGGUGAUGGAAACAGAGAGGAUGAUCUACCUUGUGACGGAGUAUGCUAGUGGGGGAGAAAUCUUCGAUCACCUGGUGGCACACGGGCGGAUGGCGGAGAAGGACGCGCGGCGGAAGUUCAAGCAGAUCGUGGCGGCCGUCCACUUCUGCCACUGCCGCAACAUCGUGCACCGCGACCUGAAGGCCGAGAACCUGCUGCUGGACCACAACCUCAACAUCAAGAUCGCAGAUUUUGGCUUCAGCAACUUGUUCUCGCGGGGCCAGCUGCUGAAGACGUGGUGCGGCAGUCCCCCUUACGCGGCGCCCGAGCUCUUCGAGGGGAAGGAGUACGACGGCCCCAAGGUGGACAUCUGGAGUCUGGGUGUAGUGCUCUAUGUGUUGGUGUGUGGUGCACUGCCUUUCGACGGCAGCACCUUGCAGAACCUGAGAGCCAGGGUGCUGAGCGGGAAGUUCCGCAUCCCCUUCUUCAUGUCCACAGACUGCGAGUAUCUUAUCCGGCACAUGCUGGUCUUGGAGCCCAGUAAGCGCCUCUCCAUGGAGCAGAUCUGCAAGAACAAGUGGAUGAAGCAGGGAGACCCAGACCCAGAGUUUGAGAGGUUGAUAGCGGAGUGCGGGCAGGUGAAGUCAGAACGGGAGGCGGAGAUUAUCAAUGACCAGGUGUUAAUGGCCAUGGCGGAGAUGGGGCUGGACCGUGAGCGAACACUACAGUCUUUGCGUACAGAUGCCUACGAUCACUACAGCGCCAUCUACAGUCUGCUAUGUGACCGGCUGAAGAGACAUAAGACCCUCCGCAUUGCCCCUCCUACGCCCCGUCCCAUUGGCUACCCCAUCAACACUGUGCAGACGGAUCAGCAGGGUAAUCCUGUCAGUAUGACAGUUCCACACGUCCAGCUCAUCAACCCAGAGAACCAGAUCGUGGAGCCGGAUGGGUCAAUGGCUCUGGACAGUGAUGAGGGGGAGGAGCCUUCGCCAGAGGCAAUGGCGCGAUACCUGUCCAUGCGUCGACACACUGUGGGAGUCCCGGACCCCAGGACGGAGGGGCAGGAGGACCUCCAGAAGCUGCCCCCGGGGUUCCCGCGCCUGCCCCCCCAGCCUCCCUUCACCCCUCUGGCCCCCAGCAUGGGCCCCAUGCACACGCUGAUGCCCACCCAGAGCCUGCAGCCCACACAGCAGCUGGAGUACAAGGAGCAGUCUCUCCUGCAGCCUCCCACCCUGCAGCUGCUUAACGGCAUGGGUCCCCUGGGCCGCAGGGCGUCUGACGGCGGGGCCAACAUCCAGCUCCACGCCCAGCAGCUCCUGAAGAAGCCCCGCGGCCAGUCCCCGCUCGUCACCAGCCCGCACCCCAUCCCUGCUGUAGCUCCGGUGGAUGAGGAGGGGUCGGAUGGGGAACCAGACCAGGAGGCGGUACAGAGGUACCUGGCGAACAGCUCCAAGCGGCACACGAUGCAUGCACCCAUGAGCACGCCGCCCUCUGAGCUGCCCCAAGACACGCAGCGGCCCCAGAGCACCCGACAGCGGGCGUGGGCACAGCACAUCCCCCAGGAGCAGAACUGCCGGUACAGCUAUAAGGACUGUAACACCCUGCACUUGCCCAUGGAGAGGUUUUCCCCGGUACGGCGCUUUUCGGACGGAGCCACCACCAUUCAGGCCUUCAAGGCCCAUCUGGAGAACAACAGCAGCAUGAUACGGCAGCUGAAGCAGGAGUGUGAGCAGCUUCAGAAGAUGUACGCCACCCAGCAGGACGAGAAGCUGCUGGAGCACACACAGCAACAGCACAUCCUGUACCAGCAAGAGCAGCAGAUUCUACACCAGCAAACACAGGCACUAUCCCUGGGUCACGGGGAGAUCCAGCCCAGCCUUCUCACUCACCAGCUACAGAGGUUGCAUAUCCAGCCCUCCAGCCCGCCCCCUUCACACCCAACCAAUCACCUGUUCAGACAGGCCAACCAGAGCCCGCCUCCUGGCAGUACAGGUGUGAUGCAGGGACACGGUGGAGCAUCCUCAGUGCAGUACCAACAUAAUGCAGCAUUGUACCAGAACCCCAGUGGCAGCCCUCCCCCCACUGGCCUCCCCCGUGUUGGGCUCUCCCAGCAGCAACAGCAACCUGGUCUCCCCCGCAAUGUUGGUAUGGCCCAGGCCAUGCCCCAGCACCAAGUGACCAUUCAGGUGCAGGAGGCGGAGCUUGGGGGUGGGGCCCAGAGGCAGGGAUUCCUGUCUACGCCAUGCGGACACAGGGUACUUGGGAAACAGCUAAGCGCUGACAGUGCUGAGACUCACAGUCGGAGCUUGAGCCGGUUUCACUGCUCCACGGCCUACGACACCACGCAGUUCAACCCUCACCUCUUCGUGGAGGGUGGGCGGGGGCCCUCGGGGGGCGGGGUAGUGGGCGGAUACAACCCCUACCUGCAGGGCACCUCCCUCAACGUCCCCGUUUUGGAACACUUCCAGGCAGGGGGUAACUCGGCCAGCGGGGGUUAUGGGAGUCCCUCAGCGCUGCAGCAAGCCCUGCUGUCACCCACCCCGCCCGAAUACCGACCCGCCCAGCACGUCACCCCCACCCUGCAGGGGCUCCUCUCACCCCGCCACUCCCUCACCGGUCAUGCUGACCCCCGGCUGCCCCCCCAGGACCUGGCUGCCCUGUUGAAGAGGCAGAGCCCACGUCCUGGUCCCCCUCCGCCCGGCCCACCUGGGCCGCCCCAGGACUACAACGAACUUCUGCUGCGGCAUCUCAGCCAGGGUGAGGCCCCGGAGCCCCCGGUCCCGCCCCAGCCCACAGCCCCUCACUACCACCACCUCCUCCAGAUCCGGCCGCCGGAGUGCACACCCCUGCCGCACUCCGAGAGCAUGGAGGAGGAUGAGCCGCCCAGCUUCUAUGAGGGCCUCCUGGCCAAGGCAGGGCCCUGCGGGGAUCCCCCCCGGGGCGCCACCCCCCCUUACAGCACGCCCCCGCACAGACACCCCUACGUACGCAGUGCCACCGCCAGAGACUCACCUGGGAAGGACCAUGUAGACCGCAGGACCCCAGGGCAGUCGAUGGAGGUGCCUGAUCAUAAUGGCGUGAGCUAUGGGUCCCGGACACCCCAAGGAGACGGGCAGCGGGCUCGGGGGUCCCUGCAGCGCCACCACACCAUUCAGACCUGCGACGAUGCCUAUGAUCAGGCGGAGCCCAUGGCAGGAAUGAGCCUAUUGGCCGGGAAGGCACUAAGCUCCGCCCGCAUGUCUGAUAUCCUCAGCCAAUCGUCUCUCACAGGAAGCCAGCAUCUGCACAAUAGGGAGGAGUCGGCAACGGCUGAACUCAUGAUGCUGGAGUGUGACGUGGAAGGGGACCUCCAUGCGGCUCCCUGCUACCCCUCCUCCUGCACCAGCGACAUGCUGCACAGCUACAAACCGCCAGACCUGCAGUACAGCAUGGAGCAGGCUGGAGUCUAACGCAGGGUAUCCCUAGUGUAAAAAGGUCCAUUUCAACCGCCUGUUGUGAGCAGUAUCAUGCCAAACCGCCUUUUUCUGUCCGUGGGGGGCACUGUGUCAGUCCUGGAUUCUGUCUGGACGCCAGCGAGAGAGAGAGCGCGGGGAAGCGCACCCUUGGCAUUCUGCGCAUCGGCCCAGCGAGCGUUACUGUUGGCUCUCCUCGUCCGCUCCCGUGUCUGAUUGGAUAGACCGGAUUCUGCUCCCGCCUCCCUAUUCUCUCCGCCCCUCUGUGUUGUGGCUCUGCCCACCCGCACCCUCUUUUGAGUGGAGGCUCAAGCUGCAGGGCAGUGCCACCCUAUCCUUGGCAUUGCCAUGGCAACAUGCUCGUGUGCCAGCACUCACAAGGGCACAGACAUGCACACAAACAUACACACAUACACACACUGAUACAGAUAGAGUAUUCACUCCAAACCUGUGUGGGGAUGGGUGAACGCGCGGUGUUUACCACUCCUUGUCCCACCCUCCGCCGUAUCCCAAUGGACCAUUCCGGAGUGAGCUGUAUGCUCACAGCCCAUGCAGGCCAGGAGCGGCCUGUUCCACUGGGCUGAUAAAGAGGGGCUGGGAAGAGCUCAUGAUGUGGGGAGGGGCUCUCCCUGUCACCCUGUAAGACUAAUGGAAAAGGCAGCACAGCGACACAGACAUCGCGCAGGACAACCAGCUCUCUUUCCUUCAUUUGUUUUCAUCGUGUUUUUAUUUUAAUUUCAUUAAUAUUUGAUUUUUUUAAAUCCAUUUUUACUGCUAAUGUUAAUGUAGGAAUUACGCUCAUCAUUGUUACUGUUAUCGUUAUUACUGUUUUCGUACAAAAAAUGUUUUGUCAUUAUGGUUAUAAUUAUUAUUAUUAUUAUUAUUAUUAUUAUUAUUAUUAUUAUUAUCAAAGGAAAAAAAAACACUUCUGUGUCACAAUGAAGACCGCAAGUUUGUAUACUAAUGACUUACGAAAAGCUGCAUCUAAUAUUCCUCCAUUCCUCCCCAUCUGUCAUUUUUCUGUCUCUUUCCUCUCUCCUGUUUCUCUGUCACUCUCUUGCUGGUCUCGGAAGCUCCUCUGCACCUUCACACCUCUCUCUCUCUCUCGCUCUACUCUCUCUCUCUCUCUCUCUCUCUCUCUCUCUCUCUCACUCUCUCCACCCCUCUGCCGUUCCACUGCUCCCUCUGUAGUGCCAGUGACGAUGAGUGCUGUUGUGGCUCGAUCACGUCCCUUCCUCUCCUGACCCCACACAGCGGUGACAAACGGCAGCCACAGCGGCAUUCUCUGUUCGUAUAUAUAUAAAAAAAAAGAUUCUUUUGUCUGUGUGCGUGUGUGUGUGUAUAUGGGCGUGUGUGCG
Molecule: messenger RNA, 5228 nt
Organism: Megalops cyprinoides (Indo-Pacific tarpon)
Lineage: Eukaryota; Metazoa; Chordata; Actinopteri; Elopiformes; Megalopidae
Product: serine/threonine-protein kinase SIK3 homolog
Exons: 26
Coding region: 40-3867 (1275 amino acids)
Biological process (GO): protein phosphorylation; microtubule cytoskeleton organization; intracellular signal transduction
Cellular component (GO): cytoplasm
Molecular function (GO): protein binding; tau-protein kinase activity; protein serine/threonine kinase activity
Source: RefSeq, a predicted model, not a curated record